AUGACUACAUACUACAAUUUCACAUUUGAUCGUUUCUCAACAAAUGGCUCAUACUUUACUCUAGAGGGGGCUAAGUGUAAUGGUGUUGAUGCUGUGAAUAUCAGUAACCCAUAUGAUGAGCUAGUUAAUUCAUUAUUCAGCUGUUAUGGUCCUAGGUACAGGGAACAGAUUGAAGAAGCAAAUAACUCAACGAAAAGUUCCCUGGCUACAACACCUCCUACACCUGCGUAUAAAUUAAUUAUAUUCAUGGCAUUAUUAAUGAUCGCACAAUGCGCAUCUGCUAUGAACAUCACUAGUGCUAUUAACCUAGACACAUUAAGAAAGAGAGACUUACUAAAUCACGAGCAAGGUAUUGAUAAUAUAAUCAGUUCUUUACCAGUAGGUACUGUUUAUACUUAUGAUGAUUUUACAGUCUAUGGAGAAGUAACUGAUAGAAAUGGCACCGACAGCAAUAUCCAGAAGAGAUGUGUAGUUGUGGGAGCCAUCUGUUUGCCUCGGUGUCAAACGUCACGCGUGACUGAAAAACGUAUGUACAGACGGGGUAACUGGUACGGAGGUUGGGAUAGAGUCAGUAACUGUCUAGAAUCAGGGCUUGGUCGUGGGGGGCUGAUAGCUUUGCUGUACAGUUUCUCAAAGACUGAAACCCAUGAGGCUGGGUUUGACAUUAAUUUCGGGGUGGACUGGAUCAAUGCUCAUAUGGGAUACUCGGUGUCCAGAACAUACUCGAAGAGUACAACUUACACCUGUGAUUCUGAUCCCGGUGACUGGGCAUUAUCUUUAUGGUAUCUGCAGCAUUACAUAUGGAUGGAAACGCAAGAACGUGUACGUACUGUUUAUUCAGCUGACUGUCAUGCAGGAUCAGUAUCUUAUACUGGCUGGGGAACAACUAGGCACGCCGACAUACCGAUUUCUAAGCAAGAUGGUGAUAUGGAUGAAGGGAAAUUUGGUUGCAGCGUAAAUGAGGCUGCUGAGUGCUAA
This is a messenger RNA of Debaryomyces hansenii CBS767, 978 nucleotides long. Its product is annotated as DEHA2F27456p. Lineage: Eukaryota; Fungi; Ascomycota; Pichiomycetes; Serinales; Debaryomycetaceae. Bases 1 to 978 code for a protein of 325 amino acids. The record is from RefSeq and is a predicted model, not a curated record. The transcript has a single exon.